Molecule: messenger RNA, 1639 nt
Organism: Canis lupus familiaris (dog)
Lineage: Eukaryota; Metazoa; Chordata; Mammalia; Carnivora; Canidae
Product: protein NipSnap homolog 3A
Exons: 6
Coding region: 133-876 (247 amino acids)
Cellular component (GO): mitochondrion
Source: RefSeq, a predicted model, not a curated record
CGCGGCCCCGAGGCCCGCCCCUGCCGCCUUCGGCCCGCAGCGCCGUCGCCGCUCUUCUCCAGGCGGGUCCGCCGCAACCCGGGGGCUCCAGAGUCCCGGCCGGCUGCCCUUCCCGGCGCUCCAAGCCACGCCAUGCUCGUCCUCCGAAGCCGCCUGGCUGCGGCUCUGGCUGCGCGGACGCUCGCGCCUCAGUUGUGCUCAUCUUUUGCUACGGGCCCCAGACAAUAUGAUGGAACAUUCUAUGAAUUUCGUACUUAUUGCCUUAAGCCCUCAAAGAUGAAUGAGUUUCUGGAAAACGUUAAGAAGAACAUCCAUCUUCGGACAGCUCAAUCUGAACUGGUUGGAUUCUGGAGUGUAGAAUUUGGAGGCCAAAUGAAUAAAGUAUUUCAUAUUUGGAAGUAUGAUAAUUUUGCUCAUCGGACUGAAGUUCGGAAAGCAGUGGCCAAAAAUAAGGAAUGGCAACAACAAUGUGUCAUUCCAAAUCUGGCUCUCAUAGAUGAACAAGAGACUGAGAUUACUUACUUGGUGCCAUGGUGCAAGUUAGAAAAGCCUACAAAAGAAGGAGUCUAUGAACUGGUUAUUUUUCAGUUGAAGCCAGGUGGGCCAGCUCUGUGGGGUGAUGCAUUUAAAAGGGCAAUUAAUGCCCACGUGGAUCUAGGCUACUCAAAACUGGUUGGAGUGUUCCACACAGAAUAUGGAGCACUCAACAGAGUUCAUGUUCUUUGGUGGAAUGAGAGUGCAGAUAGUCGUGCAGCUGGGAGACAUCAGUCUCAUGAGGAUCCCAGGGUUGUGGCAGCCGUUCGAGAGAGUGUCAAUUACCUCGUGUCUCAGCAGAAUAUGCUUCUGAUUCCUACAUCAUUUUCACCUUUGAAAUAGUUUUCCACUGAAAUAUGAAGCAUUACAUUAACUGCUUUAAGAUGUGCCUGGUACUGGUGCUUAAAUUCUCCUAAGAGAUUCUCACUUGUAUUUGAAGAAGGUGGUAAGUUAAUUUGCUGUGUCUCUGCACUUCUAAAGCCACCUCUAUUCUUCCUUCCUCUGCUCCUUUCCACCUCAGGAGAUAGUUCUAUUCAUUUUCCCCUUGGCAUUGCAGUGUCUGUUACACAUCAGCAAUAGUUGCUUCUGCUUGAUGAUCUUAAUUUUUCAUUUUUUCAGAAUAUUUCUUGUACUGUUUGACAACCCUCUGCUUUUUAUAGCAUUUUCUUAUAGUCAAAUGAUCAUUUUAGAUUUUGUACCUGAUGUUUUAAAAAUCAUUUGUAUAUAAUGUCUAUCCUGAGAUGUAAAUUUUUUUUUUUUUUUUUUUUUUUUUUUUUGCCCAGUAAAGUUAAUUUUGUGAUCACAUGGGAUUCCUAAGAAUCUAAGUUCAAAUAUAUUUCUUUGGCAAAGUACAGUGUCACCUGUGUCUGUAUUAAUUAUGGUUUUCACAUUACUUAUGAGUCACGCUAACUUGGAAAAUAAUGUAAUUAGGUCUCAGUGUUAAAAACUUCAGAAGACUUGUUUUAUGUGCUGAAAUGCGUUCAUAUAUAGUUAAUUUUUGUUCAUUUUGGAUCACUAACAAAAAUACUUGAAAUAGCUAUUUGUUUUAAAGAGAUCUUUAUGGUUACCAGGAUGGUUGCCUGAAUAAAAGCCUACAUACCUGUUC